Molecule: messenger RNA, 6488 nt
Organism: Lepidothrix coronata (blue-crowned manakin)
Lineage: Eukaryota; Metazoa; Chordata; Aves; Passeriformes; Pipridae
Gene: ZFC3H1
Product: zinc finger C3H1-type containing
Exons: 34
Coding region: 29-5776 (1915 amino acids)
Biological process (GO): RNA processing
Cellular component (GO): exosome (RNase complex); nucleus
Molecular function (GO): protein binding
Source: RefSeq, a predicted model, not a curated record
GGCGCGCCCAGACCGUUGUCGUGGGCUCAUGGCGGCCGCGGAGGCGGCGACCGCGCCCGACCCCAGCGGGCUCUCCCCGAAGGAGGAAGGGGAGCUGGAAGACGGCGAGAUCAGCGACGAUGACAACAACGGCUUCGGGCCCUGCGGCGGCGGCUCCCAGUCCGGCGGCAGCCGCGGCAGCGGCAGCAGCAGCAGGCCGUACUCGAGGCGCCGUCCGCCCCCCGGGCUCCACGGGAGCGGCUCCGUGUCCUCCUCCCCCGGGCGGCCCUUCCCGCGAUCACGGCACCAGCCCCCGCCCGACACGGGCCACGGGCACGGCCACGGCGGAUACCGGCCCAAGGACUCGUUCCGCUCCCACCCGCCUGCGCCGCGGAUGCCGCCGGGCUCUCACUCGGAGCCAGGCCCCCGGCUCUCCUUUUGGGAGCGCAGCCACAACGCCCUGGACCGGUUCCGCUUCCGAGGCCGGCCGUACCGGGGCGGCGGGCGCUGGGGCCGGAGCCGAGACUGCAGCGACCGGCCAAGCAACCCUCCGGGAAGGCCGCCCGGAGGGGGUGGCGGCGCCGGGUUCAGUAGCAGCCAGGGCUGGAGGGAGCCCUCGCCUCGGAAAUCCAAAACUUUUGGAAGGUCCCCAUCUAGAAAGCAGAACUACUCUUCUAAAAAUGAAAGCUCUGUGGAAGAAAGUUUUGAGGAUCUGCUUUUGAAGUAUAAGCAGAUACAAUUAGAACUUGAACACAUUAAUAAAGAUGAAAGACUGGCUUUGAACAACAGGGAAGAAAGUGAACAACAAGAUGAUGAUAAAACAGUGGACACUGGGGACCAAAAAACUGUAGAAAAUGACAGUAUUAAAACGGAUGCUGUAAAAGAAGUACCUCCUGAGGAGAAAAAUCCGGUUAUGGGCUUUCAGGCAUUUGAACUGAAACCUCUCAGACAAAAGCUGCCUACUCCAGCUGAGAGGAGCAGAUUAAAAAAAGGCAAAGAAGGCAUGAAACAGUCCUUGCAAAAAUCUGAAGUUACAGAAUCUGGCCAAGGUACAGAAGACAAAGAACAAACAUCAGUGCAAAAGCUUAGCAGUUCGGAUGUAACAUCUGAAAAGAAGCUGCUUGAUGAUGAGGAGGAGAUGUCUGAGUUGCAACUUAGACUUCUUGCACUUCAGUCUGCUAGUAAAAAAUGGCAGCAAAAAGAACAACAGGUGAUGAAGGAAAGCAAAGAAAAAUUAACAAAAAUGAAAAGUGUAACGCAGAAAGUCAAAGCCAGUACAAAAGCACAUUCGACGAAAAAACCUAGUGCUACAGGCAAGCAAGCUGUGAGGAAACAACAGACAAAGACAUCAAAGAAGAUACAGCAGCAAAAGGAGCUAGACAGGCGUCAAAAAGAGGAAGAUCAGAGGAAACAAGAAGAAGAAGAGGAGAGAAGAAAGAGAGAAGAAGAAAUCAGAAAAAUUAGAGACCUCUCAAAUCAAGAAGAGCAGUACAAUCGAUUUAUGAAGCUAGUUGGAGGAAAGAGGAGAUCAAGAAGCAGGUCUUCAGAUACGGAUUUGAGAUGGUCUUUGGAUAAGCAAUCUACAGAAAGUGCAGGAGGCAUAUAUCAGUAUGAUAAUUAUGAUGAAGUUGCUAUGGAUACAGAUAGUGAAACUAACUCACCAGCUUCUUCCCCAGUGCAGCCUCCUUACUUUGAAUGUCCAGUAGGAUAUUUUCCACCUCCAGUACCACCAAUUUCUUUGCCACUACCACCUCCAAUUCCAGAAACAUCAAGUAACAGUGGUCCACCUUCCCCUCCUGUUCCAGAUAACUUACAGUCUGUGCCAAGAAGCAAUCUGUCUGCUGUCAGUAUUAAUACUGUGUCUCAGCCACGAGUGCAAAAUACAAAGUUUGUUAGAGUACCAAGGCUUCCACGUGCGGUGAUCACACUUCCAAAACACAAGUCUGUUGUGGUUACCUUAAAUGACUCAGAUGAUAGUGAGUCUGAUGGAGAACCAUCUAACUCAACUAGCAGUGUGUUUGGAGGACUAGAAUCUAUGAUAAAGGAAGCAAGGAGAAAUGUUGAGGCAUCAAAAAUCAAAGCCCCUCCAAAAUCAGAAAAAGAAAAUGAUCCAAUGAGAACUCCAGAGGCUCUACCAGAAGAUAAGAAGAUAGAAUACAGACUUUUAAAAGAAGAGAUUGCCAGUCGUGAGAAGCAGCGCUUAAUUAAGUCUGAUCCACUGAGGAACAAUUCGUCCCCUGCAAAUUCUGAUGGUGAAGUUGAUGGAAUUGGGAGAAUAGCAGUAGUGACAAAACAAGUCACAGAAGCAGAAGCAAAGCUGAAGAAAAACAGAAUGCUGUUGAUGAAGGAUGAAUCUGUCUUGAAAAAUUUAUUGCAACAACAGGCCAAGAAGAGAGAGAAUGUUCGAAUUGCUGAAAAUAAAAUUAACAAACUGGCUGAACAGCUACAAGCAACAGAGAAGAUCUUGAAUGCUAAUAAGGCAUUUCUCAAGAGGCUUCAGGAACAUAUUCAUAAAGUUCAGCAGCGAGUUACAGUAAAAAAAGCUCUGGCACUGAAAUACGGAGAAGAACUUGCUCGAGCAAAAGCAGUGGCAAGUAAGGAAAUUGGGAAACGGAAACUAGAGCAAGAUCAUCUUGGACCAAGCAAAAUGUUGAAAUUGGAGACCUCCCCUGCAUCAAGUCCGAAAAAGCAUUCAGCAGAAUUGAUCGCACUGGAGAAAAAACGACUUCAACAACUAGAGUAUGAAUAUGCUCUUAAAAUUCAGAAAUUGAAGGAAGCCCGUGCACUUCAAACCAAGGAACAAUCAAAUGCUACACCUCAUGCAGAAGAGGAAUCUGAAUUUACAUUACCUCAGCCAUCACUUCAUGACCUUACACAGGACAAGUUGACUUUGGACAGUGAAGAAAAUUACUUUGAUGAUGAAGUUCUGUCUAAUUCAAACCGAGAACGAAGGAGAUCUUUCAGAGAAUCUAAUUCUUUCACUAAACCAAAUCUUAAACACAUGGACACUCCAAAGCAAGAAACUAUAAACAAAGUUUCUAAAAAGGCUUCAGAGGAGCCUGAGCUCUUCCUUGGGUUGAAUAUUGAUGAACUGAAAAAACUUUAUGCUAAAGCUGACAGCUUGAAAGAGCUGCUGCUGACAAGUACUGCCUCUAUAGUACCUAAGGAAGAUCUGUUGUGUGGUCAGGAAAUUUCAGUGGACGUGGAUUUUCUUACAUCUCAAAAUAAACAAACUGAAGUGAAACCAUUUCCAUUUGGACCAUAUCGUAGUCCUCUUCUAGUAUUUAAAUCCUACAGGUUUAGUCCGUAUUUUCGAACCAAGGAAAAACUGUACCUCAGUUCAAUAACGUAUAGCAAUAUGAUUGAGCCAAAACAGUGUUUCUGCCGUUUUGAUUUAACAGGCACAUGUAAUGAUGAUGACUGUCAGUGGCAGCACAUGAAAGAUUGCACUCUCAACCGCAAGCAGCUGUUUCAGGAUAUUCUGUCUUACAAUUUAGAACUGAUUGGCUGCUCAGAAAAAAGCACCGAUGAGGAGAUCAGCACUGCCACAGAAAAAUAUGUUGAAAAACUUUUUGGUAUAAACAGAGACCGUAUGUCAGUGGAUCAGAUGGCUGUUCUUCUGGCCAGCAAUGUCAAUGAGAGUAAAAGUCACACACCUCCACAUACAACAUGGAAAGAGAAAAGGAAGUGGAGGCCAAAGUACUGGAGAAAACCCCUGUUAGAUAGUAGCAGCAGUGAAGAGGAGCAGUUUGUUGGACCUAUUAAAUAUGCACAUCCCACAGAACAUAAAAAAAGAGUUCCCGUGCUUGAUGCCGUGGUCACUCCAGAUGAUGUCCGGUAUUUUACAAGUGAGACUGAUGACAUUUCCAACUUGGAAGCAAGUGUCCAAGAAAACCCCUGUGAUGUACAGCUUUGGAUUAAACUUGCAUAUAAAUACUUGAAUCAAAAUGAAGGCUCAUCAUCUGAGUGUUUAGAUUCUACUUUAAAUGUUUUGGCUCGAGCCCUUGAGAACAACAAAGAAAAUCCUGAAAUUUGGUGUCAUUACCUCAGACUUUUCUCAAAAAGAGGAACCAAGGAGGAGAUACAGGAAAUGUGUGAAACAGCAGUGGAAUAUGCUCCUUCUUAUCAAAUCUGGUGGACAUUUUUGAAUUUGGAGAAUUCCUUUGAUGGAAAAGACUAUGUAUGUGGGAGGAUGUUACAGUUCCUAAUGGAUGUGACGAGGAGAGGAGAAAAUCCAAAUCUUGUGUCCUUUCAGCUGCUGGAGACUCUCCUCUACAGGGUUCACUUAAGCCUGUUUACAGGAAGACAUCAGAAUGCUCUUAUUCUGCUGCAGAAUGCUUUAAAAUCAGCAAAUGAAAAGAUGAUAUCAGAACACCUUACUGUAAGUGACCGUUGCUUGGCUUGGCUGGCUUACAUACAUUUAAUUGAAUUUGGUAUUCUCCCAGUCAAGUUCUAUGAUCCAGCAAAUGUCAGUCCUUCAAGGAUUGUGCACAAAGAGCCAUUUUUAAUACCAUGGCAAACAGUUCAAGAUGUGAAGACUGAUCCUGAUGUACUGUUAGCUAUGUUUGAAGAUGCGGUCAAAACAUGUACCGAUGAAAGCCUUGAGGCUGACAAAAGAAUAGCUGUCUGCUUUCCUCUCUACAGAAACAUGAUAGCUUUGCUGAAACUUCUUGAAAGGUGGGAGUCUGCUGCAGAACUUUGCAGGUCUUUGUUGGAGCUCUGUCCUAGCAACUGUCAGCUCUUGGAGAGUUUGGCCACCUUGUAUUUGCAGAUGGAGCAGAGUGACAGUGCCUACAAGGUGUGGAUUGGAGCUUUUGAGAAAAAUCCUCAGAAUGCAGAAAUUUUUUAUCGGUUGUGUAAAUUUCUUGUUUCACAGGAAAGAUCAAGCAGUAUUCUUCCACUGUUGCAAGACUUUGUGGCAGCUUUCUUUGAGAAUACAUGCCAACAGCAUGGUCCCAUGGAUCUCUUAAGAUAUCUCUUGAAUUUUCCAAUGCCAAUUGAAUUUACAUCACCCCUCUAUAAAGAACAUCUUACGGAUGAUGUUAUUAACCAGCAAAUCCCAUAUCUGUGGCAGAUAUACUGUUUGUGCCAGUCUAUUCAUGCGAGUGUCGGUGAAGCACUGGAUGCUUAUGAAGCAGCUCUGGGGGCAGUGAUGCAACAGGAAACUGUUCAGAACAUUUGGUUAGAUUACCUUGUUUUUAUCAAUAGCAAAGUUGUUGGAUCCAACAACAAAGUUCAAGAAUUCAAGCUUUUUACUGAUCUAGUGAACAGAUGUCUGGUGACAGUCCCCACACGAUUUCCAAUUCCGUUUAGUACUGCUGAUUAUUGGACCAAUUAUGAGUUUCAUAAUAAGGUAAUUCUUUUUUAUUUGAGCUGCAUUCCAAAAUCUCAGCAUUCCAAAACCUUGGAACGGUUUUGUUCUACCAUGCCUACUAAUCCUGGACUUGCACUGAGACUGCUUCUGCAAUACUGGGAGGAGAGCAAUGUUCAAAUUCUGAAACUGCAAGCCAAGAUGUUUACAUAUAAUAUCCCAACAUGCCUGGCCAUCUGGAAAAUAGCCAUUGCUGCCGAAUGCUUUCUAAUGGGACAAAGAGAAGUCCAUCAUUUAUAUCAGAGAGCCCUUCAGAAGUUACCUCUAUGUGCAACACUGUGGAAAGAUCAACUCUUGUUUGAAGCAUCAGGAGGAGGUAAAACUGAUAACCUGAGAAAACUAGUUUCCAAGUGCCAAGAGGUUGGAGUCAGCCUAGAUGAGCUUUUAAAUUUAAGCACUUACAGAACAGAAAACAAGAAUUACUGAACACUCAGUAUGGUCAGCCAUAAGUCCUAUAAAAUGCCAAAAUCAGUUGAAUGGUUCUUCAGGCUGAUCCAUGUCCUAAGAUCUGUGUAAGGCAGAUGAGUAUUGCUGAGCAUAUCAAGUCUCCGAUCUGCUUUCCUUGAACCUGGAAGCAAUUAACAUGACCACCUUCUGGAAACAUGAACUCCCUGUCUGGCCUUGCUUCUGGGCCCUGCCAGAUUCUCAUAACGUCAUCUACGUAAGUAUAGUUAAUCAAAAUGACAGACUUUAUUUUUUUAUGUUUUCUUUUUAUUUACUAUUUUCUUUGUUUUGCUGUUCCUGAUUCACUUGACACUCUCGCUGAUGCCUGAGAGAUAUGUGUUUCGGAUUAAUUUACUGGGCUGUGUUUACAGUAAAAAGCAAGUAGUCCAUUUUGGGUUUUUCCUUUUUUAAACCUUUUUUGAGACUUUUUCAUUACAGGAUUUAAAACAAAAGCAGCCGCUCUUAAGGAAAGUGUAACUGCCGUGGCCACAAGUAUGCUUCUUGCACUUGAAGGCUCUAAGAGGGUUGCUUACUGCCCUUUUCUGCAUUGGACUCAUGGCAGAGACUAUUAAACUUGAAGAUUAAAGAAACUAUUGCAAAUGCCAGUGCAUCAGAACCUAAGAGUGGUCAAUUAUGUGCAAUUUUUUGUAAAGAAAUUUUAAUUUAUAAUAAAGUUUAACAGUUUAAAGAAAAA